CACAGGCGAGAAGUCACUGCGGCUCACCAGCCAAGAACUAAACGCAGCCCACCACACACGGCGACAUGCGGCCCACAAAGAAAGGAAUCUGUUGGAAACUUUUUCUAUUUUCCUGCGUCUUUUUGGAGAGUUCAUCUCAAGACUUUGGCGGACAGACGCAGUUCAUUUGCACGUCCGUACCCAAGGAUAUGGACAUAUGCUCAGCCACCUUGCAGAACAGUGUGCCAGGGGAGGACCUGAAAACCACUGUUAUGCAGCUGCGGGAGACGGUUUUACAGCAGAAGGAGACGAUCAUGAACCAAAAAGAGACUAUCAGAGAAUUGACCUCAAAGUUGGCGCGGUGUGAGAGUCAGAGCGGCGCCGACCUCGGGGACGCGCGACCGGGAGGCAGGAGGAAAGAAGCUGGGACCAAAAACACAAUGGGGGAUGUGUCGAGGGGCCCUGCUGACACUUUGACGCAACUAUCACAGACUUUACAGUCACUGAAGCAGAGAUUAGAAAAUCUGGAGCAAUUCAGCAGGAGCAACAACUCGAUGCAGGCAAACAGCCUGAAAGACCUGCUCCAAAGUAAAAUCGACGACUUGGAGAAGCAGGUGUUGUCCCGAGUGAACAGCAUCGAAGAGGGGAAACCCGGACUCCGGAAUGAGACCGAGCAGCGUGGGAGAGUGGAGUCCACACUUACAUCUCUACACCAGAGGAUCACCGACCUGGAGAAAGGUCAGAGAGAAAACAGGCCGCUGGAUAAAUUCCAGCUCACGUUCCCACUGAGAACCAACUAUAUGUACGCAAAAGUGAAAGAGAGUUUGCCAGAGAUGUAUGCCCUCACUGUGUGCAUGUGGCUCAAGUCCAACGCCUCCCCGGGAGUGGGCACACCUUUCUCCUAUGCAGUUCCGGGACAAGCCAACGAGCUGGUUCUCAUAGAGUGGGGAAACAAUCCAAUGGAGAUACUAAUAAAUGACAAGGUAGCAAAGCUGCCAUUUCUUAUCAACGAUGGGAAGUGGCAUCACAUCUGCGUGACUUGGACAACUCGUGAUGGUGUUUGGGAGGCUUUUCAGGAUGGUGUCAAGAGGGGGAGUGGAGAAAAUCUGGCUCCAUAUCAUCCCAUCAAACCUCAGGGCCUGUUGAUCCUAGGCCAAGAGCAGGACACGCUCGGAGGAGGAUUCGAUGCCACGCAAGCUUUUGUUGGAGACCUGGCGAAUUUUCACAUCUGGGAUCGUAAACUGUCCGUGGGAGAAAUCUAUAAUCUAGCGACGUGCAGCAGCAAAGCGCAAGUGGGCAACGUUUUUGCGUGGAUGGAGACGAGUCUCGAUAUUUACGGAGGUGCCUCGAAGUGGACAUUCGAAGCUUGUCGCCAGCUCAACUGAACUGCAGGGAUGAGAAUCUCAACGCUUUUGCUAAAGCCAGUGUUGUCACGGCCUCGGUAAACUCAUUCGAAAGGUCAUGAGGAGAUUGUUUCAGUGAAUAGCCAUUGGGUUGUUACAGAUAUUUGAAAACAUCAUUUGUGGGCAGUUUGAUAGAUAUUUUACCAGAUUCUCACAUGGGACAGGCCACUGAAAAAGGGGCGCUCCGGCAUCCUGUGGUGCUUGAAUGCGCAUUCGGAGGAACAGGUGAUGCCAUUCCAGUGAGCAGAGGUCGCCCUCGGAGACCAAAAUGACAGGCCAGCAUCAAAAAUACAGUAAGAGGUCAUGUAGUUUUUAGAGAACAGAUGUCACACUAGUCAUGAAAAUGACUGAGUUCUUCAUAUGUCUUUUUCUGUCUCGACUGCCAGGGAAUUUCACUGUGAAAAAGGGCCAGGUGGACUUUUUUUUGGAAAGGAUUGUGUUCUUCAAGAGGUUAUGAACUAGACAACAUUGUUUCUCUAUCACUCUUCUUUCUCUAGCCACCACCUGCUUGAUGUGAUUUUGUGUGAGGAAUGAUGUAUAUUUAUUGCCAACAUUUGAGCCUGAGUGCCUUGGGCUGUUGAAAAAUAUCUCAGCACAUUCAUGAUCAUUUGCAGAGUAUUUGUGUGUUUGUAUUUAUUUUCAUGUAAAUUAUUUUCAAAGGAGGUGUUUCCUGUAACACUUCACAAGAGGAAGAGGUCAGAUGGUUCAUGGUAAAAUGCAAAUCACUGAUGACAAUGGCACAUUUUACAGAUGCUUGUACUUCAGUCGUAAUGUUUUCUGUACAGUAACAGCAUGUCUUAAAUUCUGUAAUGCUGCGUCAGCAUCUAUGAUCUCUGCUUUUACGAUUCUACCCUUGGGUUGAGGUUUUAUACUGUAUUGUUAUAUGCUUAAAGCAUGGCAACACUGACAGAUGAAAAAAGUUCUAGUUUUUGUAAUAAAUUG
Molecule: messenger RNA, 2324 nt
Organism: Archocentrus centrarchus (flier cichlid)
Lineage: Eukaryota; Metazoa; Chordata; Actinopteri; Cichliformes; Cichlidae
Gene: nptx1l
Product: neuronal pentraxin 1 like
Exons: 5
Coding region: 66-1364 (432 amino acids)
Source: RefSeq, a predicted model, not a curated record